Messenger RNA from Ruditapes philippinarum (Manila clam), 565 nucleotides. RefSeq names its product insoluble matrix shell protein 2-like. The record is from RefSeq and is a predicted model, not a curated record. NCBI's taxonomy places the organism in Eukaryota, Metazoa, Mollusca, Bivalvia, Venerida, Veneridae.
AUGGUGCAUAAAUCGUGGAAUAUUAUUUCCAGUCCCUUUAUGUAAAAAACGUCAGUGGAAUCCCUUUGAAUACACAGUUCCAUUUUUAUUUUUUCUAAAAUAAUACAUCACGAUUAAAAUGACGAUGCAACAAUAUCAAGCAUAUUAAAAUUUGCAAGAACUAAAUAAGACAUAAAUCAGAACAUUAAACAUAUCAUCGUCUGUCAUAGGUUUUGUUAAUAGUAUAUAUAAAUACGGGAAAUUUGUUAAUUCAGCGGGAUACACCAGAAUGAGUAGUGUCAUUGUUAUUUUAAUAAAGAAAUAAACGUUAUAUGCACUUAUGGAGCUUAAAGCUUGUUUAAUUUUAAUAUUGCUGACACAUUUUGUUGUUGCACCAAUACCAUCUUCAGAAUGGCGUGAGGCUAGCAUACAACUAUGGCGGACUGUCGGAUCCGCUCAUUUUGCAGCAGAUUUCCUUGGUGUGACAUUUAAAAAUAUUAUUUCAGCUCACGAAAGGAAAAAUCCGAGGCCAAGGACUGCUGAGUAUCGGGUACAGUUUACAGCUACAUGCAAUACCGGUGAAACA